This is a messenger RNA of Perognathus longimembris pacificus (Pacific pocket mouse), 945 nucleotides long. RefSeq names its product olfactory receptor 1L6 (gene Or1r1). Gene Ontology annotation, biological process: G protein-coupled receptor signaling pathway. The transcript has a single exon. Gene Ontology annotation, molecular function: G protein-coupled receptor activity; olfactory receptor activity. Bases 1 to 945 code for a protein of 314 amino acids. Gene Ontology annotation, cellular component: membrane. NCBI's taxonomy places the organism in Eukaryota, Metazoa, Chordata, Mammalia, Rodentia, Heteromyidae. The record is from RefSeq and is a predicted model, not a curated record.
AUGGCUCUGGGCAACCUCACAUCCCCCCCAGAGUUCCUCCUCCUGGGCUUGAUGGAUGGUCCAGACGCUCACCCACUGUUGUUCCUGCUCUUCCUCGGUGUCUAUCUGCUCAAUGCCCUGGGCAACCUGAGCAUGGUGGUGCUGGUGAGGUCGGAUAGAGCCCUGUGCGCCCCCAUGUACUACUUCUUGGGUCACUUGAGCCUUGUGGAUGUCUGCUUUACUACGGUCACAGUCCCCCGAUUGCUGGCCGUCCUGCUCCACCCCGGGCAGGCUGUGUCCUUCCAGGCAUGCUUUGCCCAGAUGUACUUCUUCGUGGCUCUGGGCAUCACGGAGAGCUACCUCUUGGCCGCCAUGUCGUACGACCGUGCGGUGGCGGUGUGCUGGCCGCUGCGCUACGGCGCGGUGGUGACGCCGGGGCGCUGCGCGGCGCUGGUGGCGGCCUCCUGGGCCGUGGCGCACCUGCACGCGCUCCUCCACACGCUGCUCAUCGCCGCGCUCUCCUACCCCCGCUCCGCGCCCGUGCGCCACUUCUUCUGUGACAUGACCGUCAUGCUGAGCUUGGCCACCUCGGACACGUCCACGGCCGAGGCUGCCAUCUUCUCCGAGGGCCUGGCCGUGGUGCUGAGCCCGCUGCUCCUCGUGUCCCUCUCCUACGCGCGCAUCCUGGCGGCGGUGCUGGGCGUGCGCUCGGCAGGAGGCCGGCGCCGUGCCUUCUCCACCUGCGGGGCCCACCUGGUGGUGGUGGUGCUUUUCUUUGGCUCCGUCCUCUCCGUGUAUUUCCGGCCAUCAGCGGCCUACUCCGCUCGCUACGACCGCCUGGCCAGCGUAGUCUACGCCGUGGUCACCCCGACCCUGAACCCCUUCAUCUACAGCCUCAGAAACAAGGAGGUCAAGGGCGCCCUGAAGAGGGGGUUCCGCCGCAGUGCUGCCUCCCAAGCAGCAUAA